Molecule: messenger RNA, 797 nt
Organism: Pongo pygmaeus (Bornean orangutan)
Lineage: Eukaryota; Metazoa; Chordata; Mammalia; Primates; Hominidae
Gene: TAF10
Product: TATA-box binding protein associated factor 10
Exons: 5
Coding region: 64-720 (218 amino acids)
Biological process (GO): transcription initiation at RNA polymerase II promoter
Cellular component (GO): nucleus; SAGA complex; transcription factor TFIID complex
Molecular function (GO): RNA polymerase II general transcription initiation factor activity; promoter-specific chromatin binding
Source: RefSeq, a predicted model, not a curated record
GGGGUGUGCGCGGCGCGAGCGGAAGCGGAAGCGGCUCUGUUCGCCGCCUCUCCCACCGGCCCGAUGAGCUGCAGCGGCUCCGGCGCGGACCCCGAGGCGGCGCCGGCCUCCGCCGCCUCGGCCCCGGGCCCGGCGCCCCCGGUCUCGGCUCCCGCCGCGCUGCCCGCCAGCACCGCCGCAGAGAACAAGGCCAGCCCCGCGGGGACAGCAGGGGGGCCUGGGGCUGGAGCAGCUGCUGGGGGCACGGGACCCUUGGCGGCGCGGGCCGGGGAGCCAGCUGAGCGGCGUGGGGCGGCUCCGGUGUCGGCGGGUGGCGCGGCGCCCCCGGAGGGGGCCAUAUCUAACGGGGUUUACGUACUGCCGAGCGCGGCCAACGGAGACGUGAAGCCCGUGGUGUCCAGCACGCCUUUGGUGGACUUCUUGAUGCAGCUGGAAGAUUACACGCCUACGAUCCCAGAUGCAGUGACUGGUUACUACCUGAACCGUGCUGGCUUUGAGGCCUCAGACCCACGCAUAAUUCGGCUCAUCUCCCUAGCUGCCCAGAAAUUCAUCUCAGAUAUUGCCAAUGAUGCCCUACAGCACUGCAAAAUGAAGGGCACAGCCUCCGGCAGCUCCCGGAGCAAGAGCAAGGACCGCAAGUACACUCUAACCAUGGAGGACUUGACCCCUGCCCUCAGCGAGUAUGGCAUCAAUGUGAAGAAGCCGCACUACUUCACCUGAGCCACCCAACCUAAAUGUACUUGUCUGUCCCCAUGUCCCCACACCAGCCUGUUUUCAUAAUAAACUUUAUUGUGACA